Molecule: messenger RNA, 948 nt
Organism: Acanthosepion pharaonis
Lineage: Eukaryota; Metazoa; Mollusca; Cephalopoda; Sepiida; Sepiidae
Source: the annotation of a GenBank genome assembly
AUGCCACAAACAUGGGAAAGGAAUGUGUUAUUUACUGAAAGCAAAGAAAACAUCCUUUGUCGCACAUUUCCUUUGGCUGAACGUUUGUUUGCCAGUCAUGGGGAUCUUGGUCUUCUACAAGUUUUGUGGCAUCCGGGAAGUGCUGAAGACAAUCAUAUUGCAUUUCUUACAUCAGACAACAUCAUUCGAAUUCAUAAUAUCUAUGAACCUGAAAAAAUGAUGCAGAUCAUCUCCCUUGGCCAAAUUGACAACAGCAGAGGUCUGUCAGCAAUGCACCCUUCUCUCUAUUCUGUUUUUGGAGAUAGUGCUGUCAGCUUUGACUUUGGAACACCUGUUCAUGUUCCUUCAAAACUUAAGUCUGCUCGAACUAAAAAUUCUUUGGCAUGGCCCAUUUUUAUCCUGCAAGGAAAUGGGGAAAUUCUGAUACUUUACUCAGAUAUCACUUCAAAAAACCCAAAGUGCUACCCUGUAAUGGGACCCCUAUUGGUCCACCCCCCUGCUGAAGACAACUAUGGAACUGAUGCUUGCUCAAUUCUUUGCCUACAAACCACUCCACCUGUUAUUGUUAUGGCUACCUGUGAAGGCAAGCUCCACCAUUGUAUUGUGCUAAAUGAAAACAACAAUACAGAACCAACAAGUCCAAGUGCUUCAGAAUUAGCUAGUAGUUCUCAUUUAAUGAGUUUACAAGAAGAAAGAAGUAUGACUUCCAUUGCUAGUGAAAUCUAUGAGCAAAAGUCUUUGUUUGUAUACGAAAGUGUUGAGCUGGAGUUAUCAUUGGCUAGUCUCCCUCAAAUGAACAGCAACAAUGAUCCACCAGAAGAAGAUGAAUACACAUGUCCCAUUCAUCUUGAGCAAGCCACUAAAGAAAACGUAAAUCCUAACAUACCUCUCUCUCUCUCUCUCUCUCCCUCUCUUAUUGAUUUUUUUUUUUACUUUUAUUUCUUUUGA